Messenger RNA from Artibeus jamaicensis (Jamaican fruit-eating bat), 4347 nucleotides. RefSeq names its product transmembrane protein 161A (gene TMEM161A). The transcript is spliced from 12 exons. The coding region runs from base 1208 to 2596 and encodes 462 amino acids. Lineage: Eukaryota; Metazoa; Chordata; Mammalia; Chiroptera; Phyllostomidae. The record is from RefSeq and is a predicted model, not a curated record.
GGGUGUCCUGAGGCUCGAGGGGACGGGGUUUCUUUUGUAGGGAUUGGAGGCUCGCGCAGAGUGACGUGUGUCGCUCUCUGGGGUCAGCAUCUCGCUGCGGGACAUAUGAGGGGUUCGAGGGUCUUGCCGAGGGUACUGGAAUCCCCUGAACAUUCUGGGGAUCCUAGGCUCCUGGGAUCCCCUGAGAGUACUGGGGACCUGAGCUUGUUCACGGCCCCGAAAGGGAGAUCUGGGGUCCCUCUGGGACACAGCCUAGGGAUGGGGUCCUGUGGGAGUGUGGGUGCUGCGCCGGCGAGUCCCUGUGGGUACUGGUAUGUGCAGAAGGGCAGGGGGGGCCCUGAAAGGAAGGGGCCAGGCCCACGGGAUCUGGGUGGCUUCAGGGCGGCAAGGGUCCCAGUUUGGAGACAGCACAGUUGGAACACUCAGGUCUCACGCGGCUCUGGGUCCACAAUUUGAGUUUGUUGCUAAAAUUUAUCCCGUCCCUGUGUGCCAGGCUGGUGUCUAGCGAGGAUGGGGACCCCCCAGCCCCUAGGGGUUUGCACUGGACAAGGGGAAACAGUCUGGAGGGGCCCAGUGGGAGACCUGACUCUGCCCGAGGCGAGGGGGGAGGGAUGUCCUUAGGAGGAGUGUUGGCGGUGGGCCUGAAGUGAAAGCACUGAAGAAGCGGGUGCUUGAAAGUGGGAGUCGUUCUGGGCUGGGUGGAGAUGCUACAGGCGGUGAAGGACGUGGCUCUCGGGACAGGAAUGGAGGAAAGAUCCAGGGAAACGCCCUGAACAGGGAAGGGAGUGGCAGGCUCCAGAUCUUUGGUGAUGUGCAGAGUGUGGACCCCAAGAUGCUGCUGGUGGUGGGGUGUGAGAAACAUCCCUGGACAGACCUGGGGGGUCCUUAGGUGGAGGACUCAUGCCUUGCUUCUGUCCUUCUUAGCCUCCCUCUGGUCCUUUCUUCCUGUCCUGGGUACUGGGACCACAGUUCCAACUAUGCGCCCCCUCCCUGGGAGGCGUGGGGUGGGGGGCGGUGCGCCAGGCAUUGGAGUGGAGUGAUCUGGAGCUGGGCCUGCCAGGCCUUGCGAGCUGUGGAGCGGAACUGCACGUUGGCCGUGAGACUGAGCAGCUGUGGGACGCCCUGGAGGAGCCACAUGCUGUGUUCCUGGGAGUGAGGGGCUGUCCUCGGAGUGCAGCUGGUGGUGACCCUGCUCACUGCCACUCUCAUGCACAGGCUGGCCCCACACUGCUCCUUUGCACGCUGGCUGCUCUGCAAUGGCAGUCUCUUCAGAUACAAGCACCCUUCAGAGGAAGAGCUCCGGGCCCUGGCAGGCAAGCAGAGGCCCAGAGGCAGGAGGGAGCGGUGGGCCAAUGGCUAUAGUGAAGAGAAGACUUUGUAUGUCCCCCGAGAUGCCCCUUUCCAGCUGGAGACCUGCCCCCUCACAGCCGUGGAUGCCCUCGUCCUGCGCUUCUUCCUGGAAUACCAGUGGUUCGUGGACUUUGCCGUGUACUCAGGUGGCGUGUACCUCUUCACAGAGGCCUACUACUAUGUUUUGGGCUCAGCCAGGGAGACCAAUAUUGCUGUGUUUUGGUGUCUACUUACCAUCGCCUUCUCUCUCAAGGUGUUCCUGACAGUGACUCGGCUGUACUUUGGCGCUGAGCAGGGAGGAGAGCGCUCUGUCUGCCUCACCUUUGCCUUCCUCUUCCUGCUCCUGGCCAUGCUGGUGCAGGUGGUGCCGGAGGAGACCCUCGAGCUAGGCCUGGAGCCAGGCCUGGCCAGUGUGACCCAGAACUUGGAGCCACUUCUGAAGUCGCAGGGCUGGGACUGGGUGCUUCCCCUGGUCAAGCUGGCCAUCCGUGUGGGGCUGGCUAUCCUAGGCUCCAUGCUGGGCGCCUUCCUCACCUUCCCAGGCCUGCGGCUGGCCCAGACCCACCGAGAUGCACUGACCAUGUCGGAAGACAGGCCCGUGCUGCAGUUUCUCCUGCAUACCAGCUUCCUGUCACCCCUGUUCAUCCUGUGGCUCUGGACCAAGCCCAUUGCACGGAACUUCCUGCACCAGGCACCCAUUGGGGGCACACCCGUCUCCCUGCUGUCGGACUCGGCCUUUGACUCACUACGCCUCUGGGUGUUGGUGGCACUGUGCCUGCUGCGGCUGGCAGUGACCCGGCCCCACCUUCAGGCCUACCUGUGCCUGGCCAAGGGCCGCGUGGAGCAGCUGCGGCGGGAGGCCGGCUGUAUCGAGGCCUGCGAGAUCCAGCGGCGGGUGGUACGGGUCUACUGCUACCUGACGGUGGUGAGCCUGCAGUACCUGACACCGGUCAUCCUCACACUCAAUUGCACGCUUCUGCUCAAGACACUGGGUGGCUACUCUUGGGGCCUGGGCCCAGCCCUCCCCCUAUCCCCAGUGCUGGCAGCAGCUCGAGAUGGCCCAGUGGGCCCCAAGGAGGACGAGGCCCAGCAGGUGGUGGCCCAGAUCACUGGGGCGCUGGGUGGCCUGCUCACGCCCCUCUUCCUCCGUGGCACCCUGGCCUUCCUCGUCUGGUGGACUGCUGCCUGCCAGCUGCUGUCCAGCCUCUUUGGCCUCUACUUCCACCAGCACAUGGUAGGCUCCUAGCCACCUGAAGACACUCCUAGGGCCCCAGGGUCACCCCCUGUGUGCGCACCUCAGUGUACCCAGGUGCAAGUGGGCCUGGGAGUUCCCACCGUGCUCACCUCCUCACUGCAGUGCCUAAGCAGGACCCCCUGGACUCCGAGCUUCUGUCUUGAAACUAUAUCCUAACCCGGUGGCAGAGGGCCCCUCAGCCAUCGUUCCUGGAUUGCAUGUGGACAUUCAGGUUUGAUAGCAAGCAAGAGAGACAUUCCUCUGAAUAACUCUGGGGCGGCAUUUUACAAACAGGGAAGCCGAAGGGCCCAUGGUGCUGGGCUGGGCCACAGUGGCUACUGCCCUCUGCCACAGGUGCAUGGGACUGCUUUCCUGUAACGAUCACUCACAGGCCAGUGAGCACAUUGUUGAGGUCGUGGUGACCCAGGGGAUGGAGGAUGAGGGGCCUUCUCUGACUCCAGCAUUUUUCUGUCACCGUGGCUGCAAUGGGAGCCUGGGUGUGUGUGUGUGUGUGUGUGUGUGUGUGUGUGUGUGUAACAACAUACGUGUGUAUAACAACGUAUGUGCGGCUGAAAACCCAAAAUUCAACAGUACAUUUUAAUUAUUUUAAUUGGUUUUAUUCAAUGACUCAUGAAUCAGGCAGCAUCUUAUGCUUUUGGUAUGUGGAUAAAUAUGAAAAGUGUAUUAAAAAAAGGGAUAAAACUUGGGCUGAGGCCAACUAAACACAUCAUCCGAUUCUGAUCCUUCUCAAAUGCCUAACUACAGAGGCUGCAGUGUGUACUGAAAGGUGGAAUUAAGGGAGGAACCACAACUGACUGCCAAACCCUAAGGCCAGGAAACAGCCCCAUUUACCUGUAGAACGUUCCAGAGGCACUGAACGCACCAGGUCCUUAUAGGUGAGGCUGAGGGAGGGAGGAGACAGAGAGGCUGCUGGUGUGAGAGCUGUUUGGAAAGUUCUCAGGUGCAUGUGUCCCUCCCACAACACCGCUGCACAGCCAGGACGGAAGCCAGGCUGGUAGGAAGCGUGGUGGCAAACGGGGUUAGGCGGCUACACAUACGAAUGCUAAAUGGAGAGCGCCACGGCCCCUUGCCCUGCCUGUGGAAUUUGGAACCUUCCAGGCAUGAAACUGAAGAACUCUGGGGAAUCCAGCUGGUCCGAGAAGGAUCUAAUGACAGGGGCAGCACGGAGUUUCCAUCAGCCACCAGGUCAGCUGUGAGUCCAUGUGUCCCCACACUUGUUUGGUCUUCCACCCUGCUUGUCUCGGCCAUGUUCCUCACUGUGAGCAGACAACCAGGAGGACCCAGGGAUCUGAGGAAGUGUCUGGUGUGGGAAACAGACCCAAACAGAAAAAAAAACAACUUUGGGAAAUGGACUCUACAGGGAGGGGAGAACUUAAAAAACAGUCUAGAAUGUUCUCGGAGAAAAGAGAUUGUACUCGUGAAACAAGAAUGCUACCAUAGCCCUGGCUGGUGUGGCUCAGUGGAUUGAGUGCCGGCCCGUGAACCGAAAGGUCACCGGUUCAACAUCCUGUCAGGGCACGUGCUUGGGUUGCAGGCCAGGUCUCCAGUUGGGUGCGUGCAAGAAGCAACCAAUCAAUGUGUCUCUUGUACAUGUUUCCCUCCCUCCCACCCCCUCUCUUUAAAAAAUAAAAUAAAACAAACAAACAAUGCUACCAAAAAGGAACACCUGAGGAAAGUUUUGUUUUCUUUCUGAGCUCUUGGAGAUUAAAAGAAGAUGGAAGACAGCCUUGGCUGGUGUAGCU